Microthlaspi erraticum is the source of this 2355-nucleotide messenger RNA. Lineage: Eukaryota; Viridiplantae; Streptophyta; Magnoliopsida; Brassicales; Brassicaceae. The record is from the annotation of a GenBank genome assembly.
AUGCGCGGGAACAAACGUUUAGAAGAGCUUUGUGCUCUCUCGUGGCGAGCUCGGAAGCAACAUACAUCAUCCUUCAAUGGACUCAAACCAAGAUUCAAUGCAAACAAUGAAGCAAAUUUUCACUCUUCGGAGAGAACUCAAACCGGAAUCCAGAGAUCGCAGAGCAAAAUUCUCCCGAAUUCCGGAGACGCGGAUAUAAGAGAGUGGAAUGUAGCUAUAAGCAGCUACAUGCGAAACGGAAUGUGCAACAAGGCGCUUCGUGUCUUCGAGCGCAUGCCCAGAUGGAGCUCGGUAUCUUACAACGCCAUGAUCUCAGGGUACUUGAGAAACGGAGAGUUCGAAUCCGCAAGGAAGCUGUUCGACGAAAUGCCUGAGAGAGAUUUAGUUUCAUGGAACGUGAUGAUCAAAGGGUACGUGAGGAACAGGAAUCUCGGGAAAGCGAGGGAACUGUUUGAGAGAAUGCCUGAGAGAGACGUUUGUUCGUGGAACUCGAUGUUAUCUGGAUACGCUCAGAGCGGGUGUGUUGAUGAGGCAAGGAAGGUUUUUGAUCGAAUGCCUGAGAAGAACGAAGUAUCUUGGAACGCGUUGCUCUCUGCGUAUGUUCAGAACAGUAGGAUGGAGGAAGCUUGUAGAUUGUUUGAGUCGAGAGAGAAUUGGGCGUUGGUUUCUUGGAAUUGCUUGCUUGGUGGGUUUGUCAAGAAGAAGAACGUUGUGAAAGCAAGAGAGUUUUUUGAUAGUAUGAAUGUGAUGAGGGAUGUGGUUUCAUGGAACACGAUGAUCACUGGCUAUGCACAGAACGGGGAAAUCGAUAAAGCGAGGAAGCUAUUCGACGAGUCUCCUGCUCGGGAUGUGUUUACAUGGACAGCGAUGGUUUCAGGAUAUGUGCAGAACCGAAUGGUGGAAGAAGCGAGAGGAUUGUUUGAUGUGAUGCCGGAGAGAAACGAAGUUUCGUGGAACGCAAUGCUUGCAGGGUAUGUGCAGGGUGAGAAGAUGGAGAUGGCGAAGGAAUUGUUUGAUGUUAUGCAUUGUAGGAAUGUUAGUACAUGGAACACGAUGAUAACCGGAUAUGCUCAGUGUGGGGAUGUUGCUGAAGCGAAGAGCCUUUUUGACAAAAUGCCAAAGAGAGAUCCGGUCUCUUGGGCUGCUAUGAUUGCAGGGUAUUCGCAAUGCGGGCGUGGCUAUGAAGCUCUGCGUUUGUUUGUGCAGAUGGAGAGAGAAGGAGAGAGAUUGAACCGGUCUUCGUUCUCAACUGCGUUAAGUACUUGUGCGGACGUUGCUGCUCUUGAGCUUGGGAAGCAAUUGCACGGACGUUUGGUUAAAGGAGGGUAUGAGAGUGGGUGCUUUGUUGGGAAUGCGCUUUUGUUGAUGUAUUGCAAAUGUGGAAGCAUUGAAGAAGCUAAUGACUUGUUUGAGGAGAUGAAUGGGAAGGAUGUUGUCUCUUGGAACACGAUGAUUGCUGGUUACUCAAGGCAUGGGUUUGGAGAAGAGGCUUUGAGGUUCUUUGAGUCGAUGAAGAGACACGGAUUGAAGCCAGAUGAUGCUACAAUGGUUGCGGUGCUUUCUGCGUGCAGUCACACAGGGCUUGUAGAGAAAGGGAGGGAAUAUUUCUACACGAUGACUCAAGACUAUGGAGUAACGCCUAACUCACAGCACUACGCUUGUAUGGUGGAUCUUCUCGGUCGAGCUGGGCUUCUAGAAGAAGCUCACAGUCUGAUGAAGAACAUGCCGUUUGAGCCAGACGGUGCAAUUUGGGGAACUUUACUCGGUGCAAGCAGAGUACAUGGAAACACAGAGCUAGCUGAAACAGCUGCAGAGAAGAUUUUUGCAAUGGAGCCUGAAAACUCCGGAAUGUAUGUGCUUCUCUCUAACCUAUACGCUGCUUCAGGUCGAUGGGGAGAUGUAGGUAAGCUGCGAGUGAGAAUGCGUGACAAAGGGGUGAAGAAAGUUACAGGGUACAGCUGGAUCGAGAUUCAGAACGAGACUCAUAGUUUCUCGGUUGGGGAUGAGUUUCAUGCGGAGAAAGACGAGAUCUACGCGUAUCUGGAGGAACUUGAUCUGAGGAUGAAGAGAGCAGGGUAUGUAUCGAAGACGAGUGUGGUGCUUCAUGACGUGGAAGAGGAAGAGAAGGAGCGUAUGGUUCGGUACCAUAGCGAAAGACUAGCUGUAGCGUACGGGCUAAUGCGUGUGUCUCCAGGGAAACCGAUCCGUGUGAUGAAGAAUCUUCGUGUGUGUGAGGAUUGUCACAAUGCCAUCAAGUGUAUGGCUAAGAUCACAGGGAGGUUGAUUAUCCUGAGGGAUAAUAACAGGUUUCACCAUUUUAAGGAUGGUUCAUGUUCUUGUGGUGACUAUUGGUGA